This is a messenger RNA of Diutina rugosa, 705 nucleotides long. RefSeq lists its product as uncharacterized. The record is from RefSeq and is a predicted model, not a curated record. The transcript has a single exon. Bases 1 to 705 code for a protein of 234 amino acids. NCBI's taxonomy places the organism in Eukaryota, Fungi, Ascomycota, Pichiomycetes, Serinales, Debaryomycetaceae.
AUGGAGGGAGCGCUGGCUGCUGACCAGCAACGGCUCCAGGGCGCCCUUAUCGAUAUUCAGAAAUGGUUCAUCUACUGGGUGGUUUACGCGCUGUGGGAAGCAGUGGAGGCAGCGCUCUGUCUCCCGCUGAUAAUCCCCGUUUACGAUUUAUGGCGCUGGGGCCUCAGUGUGUGGCUCGUGCUCCCCAUGGUGCUACGCCUGGAAGGCGACGAUAGUGGGCGUGCUUUCGAUGAAAGCGCUGCCUGGGUGGCGUUCACCCAGCUGGGAGCCGGCUGGUGCUAUUUCCACUACGUGAAACCGGCCAUAGCUCACGUGAGCGAUAAGAUUAAAGUGGAUUUACCCCUGAUUCCAGCCAAUAUUCCCGACUUUGUGUCGCUGGUAAGCCAGGCCAGCCAAGCGCCGUCCAGUGUGGCCAGUGGUAAUCGCGGUCCGACCAACUCGCCGCCUCCACAAGCUCCCAGCCUGGCGCUGCUGGCAAUGGAGGCGGUGUUCGACUCGCUGUACGUGAUGGUCAAUCAGCUCAAGGAGAGGUUCGUUAAGCCCAACGAUGAGUCAGUGGAGGAACCAUCAACCGAACCAUUACUAGCUGAAACUGUUAAGGUUUCUGAGGCUAACGAUUCAGGCACCAAGGAGUCAGACACGCUUUUGGCAUCGUCAAACGAGACUUCUCCCGCUACGAAGAAGAAAAAGGGGUGGAUCUGGUAA